ACGUAGGGCAGAGUCACGCUCUUCCUGGGGUUAGGGGCAAAGGUUGCUGAAGCCAAGCCGGGCUGUGGUCGCAAUUAGCCUGUGCAUCCAGAUUCAAGCCUGGAAAGGGUUUGCCUCAAAGAAUACUUCAAGAACUGAACAGAGAAAUCCCAAGUGAGCUGCCUGAAUCUUCGCGAAUUCUCUUGUUCUACCUUCCAUAGAAAGACCAAUCGAAUUGCUGACUUUUGGUUUCCUCCAGCUGUGGAUGCCUUUGACAUUAUGACUGCAGAAGAUUCCACCACAGCCAUGAACAGCGAUCCAACAGUGGGGUCCUCCACCAAGGUACCGGAGGGUGUGGCGGGUGCACCCAAUGAGGCUGCACUGUUGGCACUGAUGGAGCGCACCGGUUACAACAUGGUACAGGAGAAUGGGCAGCGCAAGUAUGGUGGACCCCCGCCCGGCUGGGAGGGCCCGCAUCCCCAGCGUGGCUGUGAGGUCUUCGUGGGCAAGAUCCCACGUGACGUGUACGAAGAUGAGCUGGUGCCUGUGUUUGAGACGGUAGGUCGCAUCUACGAGCUGCGCCUCAUGAUGGAUUUCGAUGGCAAGAACCGCGGCUAUGCCUUCGUGAUGUACUGCCACAAGCACGAGGCCAAGCGAGCUGUUCGUGAGCUCAACAACUAUGAGAUCCGCCCCGGUCGUCUGCUGGGAGUGUGCUGCAGUGUGGACAACUGUCGCCUCUUCAUCGGUGGCAUCCCCAAGAUGAAGAAGCGUGGGGAGAUUCUGGAGGAGAUCGCCAAGGUCACCGAGGGCGUGCUCAACGUGAUUGUGUAUGCCAGUGCAGCAGACAAGAUGAAAAACCGAGGCUUCGCCUUUGUGGAAUAUGAGAGCCAUCGGGCCGCAGCAAUGGCCCGUCGCAAGCUCAUGCCCGGUCGUAUCCAGCUGUGGGGCCACCAGAUAGCCGUGGACUGGGCCGAGCCAGAGAUUGAUGUAGAUGAGGAUGUGAUGCAGACCGUGAAGAUCCUCUACGUGCGCAACCUCAUGAUCGAGACCACCGAGGAGACCAUCAAGAGGAGCUUUGGCCAGUUCAACCCAGGCUGUGUGGAAAGAGUCAAGAAGAUCCGUGACUACGCCUUCGUGCACUUCACUAGCCGCGAGGACGCUGUGCACGCUAUGAACAACCUCAAUGGCACAGAGCUGGAGGGUUCCUGCUUAGAAGUCACGCUGGCCAAGCCUGUGGACAAGGAGCAGUACUCUCGCUACCAGAAGGCAGCCAAGGGUGGUGGUGGCUCAGCUGAGGCAGUGGCACAACAGCCCAGCUACGUAUACUCCUGUGACCCCUACACGCUGGCCUACUAUGGCUACCCCUACAACGCGCUCAUCGGGCCCAACCGGGACUACUUCGUGAAAACAGGCAGCAUAAGAGGCCGAGGGCGCGGUGCAGCUGGGAACAGAACCCCGGGGCCCAGGGGUUCCUACCUGGGAGGGUAUUCUGCCGGCCGUGGCAUAUAUAGCCGAUAUCACGAAGGCAAGGGCAAACAGCCGGAGAAAGGAUACGAGCUCGUGCCGAACCUGGAAAUCUCUGCCGUCAACCCAGUGGCCAUCAAACCUGGCACAGUGGCCAUCCCUGCCAUUGGUGCCCAGUACUCCAUGUUCCAGGCAGCCCCAGCCCCUAAAAUAAUUGAAGAUGGCAAGAUCCACACAAUGGAACACAUGAUCAGCCCCAUUGCGGUGCAGCCGGACCCGGCCACUGCUGCUGCCGCCGCCGCUGCCGCUGCUGCUGCUGCUGUCAUUCCUGCGGUAUCCACACCGCCACCUUUCCAGGGCCGUCCAAUAACUCCUGUGUACACCGUGGCACCAAAUGUUCCAAGAAUCCCCACCGCCGGCAUCUACGGGGCCAGCUACGUCCCCUUUGCUGCUCCGGCCACUGCCACAAUCGCCACACUACAGAAGAACGCUGCGGCCGCCGUGUACGGGGGCUAUGCGGGCUACAUACCUCAGGCCUUCCCUGCUGCUCUCCAGGUGCCCAUCCACGACGUCUACCAGACUUACUGAGACCGGGGACCAGAAAGGCAAGCCACCAAACCCCGCCGAAGGAACACUUUAUUAUUUAUGAAGAAAGAACGUGUCGGGUUGACACACGUGCAAAACCUGCAAGUGAAGAAGAAUGUUAUCAAAUAGCACACUGAAAUAUUUUAUAUCCAUGAAGUUUUCACUCAUGUUUUUUGAAAAUGACUUUUCAAUUUAGCAGGCCCGCGUUCAUACAUUUCUAAGAGACUUGCGACGCCUCAUGCCUUAACAUCAUCUUUUAAAGUUUGUAUGCUCUACUGUGUUUGUACAGAGGUUUGGUUUUGUUUUUUAAGGAUAUAUUUUCAGUAUGAAGGUUAUUUUCUUAACUUCUGCACUCCAGAGUUUUCUAUUUUGUAGAACCUUUCAAAAUAUAUCAGCUCUCUCUAUAUAUAUGUAUAUCCAAAAAAAAAGAGCACGCCCGGGCAUCUAGGGAACUAUUUUGAAAACUAUAUUCAAUAUUUAAAGACACAAACUGUAGUGUUCUGAAGUGCUACGCAAAACAUUUUAUUUUUAAGGUGAUGCUGGAAAGUGCAAUUUUAAAAUGAGGAAAAAAAGGUCUCUACUGUGUUUCUACUGGCAUUAAGGGUUGACGAUAUUGCCAUAUAUUCUUGUCAUGUUUUCUGGGUUUAUGGGGGUUUGGGUUUGGUUUGUUUGUUUGUUUUAAUAACAGUCUGUUCUUAAGCCAACAUGGAAAAGACUCCUCACACCCAGAGUCCCAACACUGGAAAGCUCUGAGCUGCCCUCAGUACCCUGGGCUCACCGUGUAUCUCUACUGUUAUCUGCCUCGCCCCACCCUCUUCCUUUCUGCCUCCUUCCCUGGCUCCCGGGCAGCUUUGAGGUUUGGCAUAUCUAAGAAAAGUGGGUAAUCGAAUGGAGAGGACAACUGAUGCCUUUUAUGCUUCUUCCUGGGAUUGUGUUGGGGUCUUUUUAUAUUUAAUUUUGGAUUGUCUGGGGAGGUAUUUUCUUCUCUACGUGUUUUCAGUAGCAGAAUGCACCCGAGGGCAAGAUUUUACCUCGUUUGCCUAAGGCAUCUUUGCAUAGCUAUUUGUUCAGUAUGGAACUUCACUUCAACUUUCUAAUCCUUUGGUUUUUUUGGCGGUUUUUUUUUUUUUGAAGUCUGAGUUUUUAGAGACCAAGAAUGUAUGUGACUAUAGACAAGACCUUCAAGACUUGUCAACAGGAAGUUUAGCUUCUCGCUGCCUUUCUGCGUUUCCUACAGAAUGCCUGUUGUCAUCAGAGAUGUUAGAAGCACUGUGUGUGUUUAACAGGGUUUCUCUCGGUCGCCCUGCAUUUGGUAGGCGAACAGGGGGCAUACCCAUCCAAGAGGAGGACCUGUAGGAGUUAAGGGAGUUUGUAAAUAAUUUCUGAUGCUUGCUUGUACACCUGUGUUGCCAAAGCUUGUGGCCUGUAGUGUAAUGCGAAAUGCAGCCAUUUUAUUUCAAUGUUAUUAAAAGUGUUGCUUUUGGGGGGGGGGGGGGAGUAAAUGCACAGAGGCAGGGUUAGGGUUUUGUGCCUGUUUUAAGGCUUUUAUUUGGCAGUGAAUGUAAAAUACAGUGAAAUGAUACUAUCGUCAUCUCUUUUAUGAAUUACAUCAACUUGCAUCUUUUUAAAAGGCUUGGUCCAGGAUGUGAAGUGAGCGAUAAGGUAACAGAGGCAUGGUUGUAUUUUAUGGCAUAACAGAGUCCAUCAGAUUUUUCUUCCCUCCAGAGUUUUGCUAAUAGGCUUAACUCUUAUUUCUGGAUUAAUAGUAGGAUCAUGCCCUUAGCAAAUAAUUUUCUGUUUUUAAAUUAAGAGAUUCCCAAAUGUCUUUCCCCCACCUUAUCUUGAUGGGAUGGAUUUUUAUAUAUAAGAAAUAUUUAUUUAACUAUUCUGUAAAAUUAUCUAGUGCCUGCUAAGGCCUUUGAGCACCCCUCCAUCCUGUUGCGUGGCAUAAAGCAGCAGCUGUACGGUGUUCUGAGGGCUCACUCAGAAGCUGCACCCACUCGGGCCUGUGGGGAUGAGGGACCUCAUCAAAGGUAUCAGGUUCUCAUCCCUUGACUUGUGUGAGGAAAAAAGUGCUUUCCUUCCUGCCACCACGGACAUGGAAGUCUUCAGAUGGAAUGCUGACCCCAUGUUCUUACUGUAUUUUACAAGUGCCUGGAAAAAAAUAUUUUCAAAAACAAUACUAGUAAUAAUAAAAGGAAAAAAUAUGCACUAACUUAACAUGGCAACUACCUUAACAACAGGCGUUGGUGGCAGCCAGUGGCCCUGCUGUCUGUGAUCUUACCUGUUCCUCUUGUUUCUCAACCAUUUCACGCGUACACUACUGAGGUAAGUUUAUAACUUGAAAUGUGAACUUUUUUUUUUUUUUUAGGAAUAAGAACAAACUAAUAUAAAUGUUUUUAAAUGUUUUAGAGUUUGGGUUUUAGACAUGCUACUAGUUUAGUUUUUAGCUUCAUAUUUGAAAAGCUUUUUAGAUCUCACUUCAUCUACAUACAGUGCAUUCUUAAAAUGUAUGUGGUAAAUAAAGCUUUCUUGAAAGCAG
Molecule: messenger RNA, 4570 nt
Organism: Rattus rattus (black rat)
Lineage: Eukaryota; Metazoa; Chordata; Mammalia; Rodentia; Muridae
Gene: Rbm47
Product: RNA binding motif protein 47
Exons: 6
Coding region: 259-2031 (590 amino acids)
Cellular component (GO): nucleus
Molecular function (GO): mRNA binding
Source: RefSeq, a predicted model, not a curated record